CAUAUAGACUUACUGGCCCUUAGUCCGUGAUUGGCCAAAUUUCAAACAUCACACCAUCCAGGUCACGUUUGUUGAUCAGUGGCAAACCAGGCCUGUCGUACAGUAAUUCAAAUUCAAGGCGGAGUUGUGGGGGCCAGAACGAAGCUUUAAAAGACGAGGCCCCUCCGCUGGUUGGGCAUUCUACUUGCUCCAGCUUCCAUGACGCCGAGGUAACGCUGCGUUUUUCGCCGAACAAGCCCAUCCGACAACUGCCAAAAUGAAUGCGCUGACUGUGUUUGCCUCUUGCUGCUUUCUGCUUGGUCAGAUGGUGACAUGCUCUGCAAUGUCUCUCCGUGGCUAUCAGUGGGAAGAACAUCUGAUGCGGCUUAAACACGGGGGUAGCGCUGUGGCCACCUCGAGCCAGCUGGCUGUUUCCACUAUCUCCAGGUACAGCACCGUGGAUGUCCAGACUUUCCAACAGGACGAGAGCAGGGUAUUCAUCGGACGGCUUUGCGGUCAAUCGGUCGGGGACGCCGUGAACGUCACUGUACUCCUCAACAACAACCCUGGCUGGGAACCCGUCAAAGGGGUGGUGGAGUACUUCGUUAUCGAUUCCAACUAUCAGGAAGGUGUAUUGUGCAGCAACAAGGACUCGAACGGCUACGCAACCCCUAACUGUCUGAUCGAAUCCUGGCCCAACAAGUAUGAUAUUAUCGUCAUAGCCACUGCAGGCUCUGUGUCUGGUAUCGCCUUCACCUUGAAUGCGGAGUUCUACGAUGAGGGUACCGAAGCAGCUUCUUACGUCAAGGCUAAUUUACCAACGCGUCGCCAUGCGCCUUCUAACCUGGGUGCAUCAGUCAAGGAGCUCUCCAGGAAACCAGUGAUCCUGACCGAGUCGGUGUUGACGUUCCCUUCCGUCUCCCUUGGCUACCUGGAGGAGGCUCUGAUCAGCUUCACCUGGUGCGGCAACACAGAGACGCACAUUUUCGCCGUGGCUUCGACUAUCACAUCAGUGGACGGGGAGAGUAGUUUCGCACAGUACAUGUGUAAAACACUUCCGUGCGACGUUGGUGUGAACAACAUUGCUCACAAUGGCGACCAACUCCCGAGCAAUACUGUCCUGACAGAUCCCAUGACUAGCAAGGAGAACCUGUACGUCGUGGUCGUCAACUGGGGAGGGCCAUACGACGAAGAAGCCAACAAAUAUAUUGGCAAUUUUCUCUUCAACGCCGACCAAGUAAGAUACUAUUAAGAAUCGGCUCGGAUACUUCCCAAUAAGUCAUUUCGGUGUUCCGGUUUUCGAGUACGCAUGACAAACAUGGCCGAUUUCAAUAACAAGGCAACUGAACAGACAAACAAAAUGUAUCAUACUCAGCGUACUUUCCAAAUUGAAUCAAUGGCUUCAUAGCGUAUGUAGUUUCGUAAUAACGUUAAUUUAGAAGUGGCUACAUCAACCUUGUAGAAGUUUUGAAGUGCAAGUUUUAGUCGAUAUCACACACACUCUAUACAUUGUGUGAUCACAAACACGUACAAAACAAUAAGCACCGUUAACUUGUGAAAAUGUUUGAAGGGCACACGAAUACACGUAUGAUUGAUUAAUGCAUGUGGUUUGUUUGGUGAAAGGGUUCUACUGUUUGAUAACUUUUGUGGGUGGAGGGUUUUUAUAAACAGUUAUUUUUGAAAGAUUAAAACGCGGGAUUAACAUGUGUCAAUAUUGUUCCCGCUCUAACAACAAACCCUUAGAUUCGCCUUGUUUGCCAGAAAAAAACGCACGCACUGUCUCCACCGUUACUUUAUUGCACAACCAAGCGAGAUUUAAACUGUCCACUGAAACAAUGAAACAUGAUUCGCAGUGAUUAAAUGACGAUAAAAAACAUAGUCCUAUAGUCUAUCAGUUGGAAAGUGUAGAUACAUUGCCCGCUUGUUUAAAGUAGAAUGAUCCAAGCACCUGUUAUGUUAGAUUGAACCUAUCAGAACUGAAACUUCACUUGACCCUAAAUUUAACGAACUGAUUUUAAAUUAAUGCAUCCUGACAAAUUUUGAUUUCAGAGCUUCAAUUUGUCGACGUAUUCUACGUCCCCGAAAAUCCAAAGUUCUCCUAAAAUUGAUUAUUUCCUGUUUGUUGUAACUCUUCCUCUGAAGAAUGGCAAUUUUUAUUACGCAGCUAUUUUAAAGUGUACGAGAUCAGAUUACUCCAUAAUUAUGGUUGCAGCUAUUAAGGGCCUAUCCCGUCAAGUGUCAUAAAGGUUAAAAGUGCAGUGUUACUUCUAUAAUAAAACGUUUGGUGAGAGCAUGAUUUCCUA
Messenger RNA from Acanthaster planci (crown-of-thorns starfish), 2282 nucleotides. RefSeq lists its product as uncharacterized. Lineage: Eukaryota; Metazoa; Echinodermata; Asteroidea; Valvatida; Acanthasteridae. The record is from RefSeq and is a predicted model, not a curated record.